Messenger RNA from Polyodon spathula (Mississippi paddlefish), 3880 nucleotides. Its product is annotated as transcription factor 7-like 2. The record is from RefSeq and is a predicted model, not a curated record. NCBI's taxonomy places the organism in Eukaryota, Metazoa, Chordata, Actinopteri, Acipenseriformes, Polyodontidae. Gene Ontology annotation, molecular function: RNA polymerase II cis-regulatory region sequence-specific DNA binding; DNA-binding transcription factor activity, RNA polymerase II-specific. Gene Ontology annotation, cellular component: beta-catenin-TCF complex. The coding region runs from base 1039 to 2532 and encodes 497 amino acids. The transcript is spliced from 14 exons. Gene Ontology annotation, biological process: canonical Wnt signaling pathway; regulation of transcription by RNA polymerase II.
UAUUCUAUUAUUCUGCUAUAUAACCAUUCUUUAAAACGCUUGCCAGCGGGAAUGUUGCCCAUUAAAUACAUUUGAUUCCAAAUAAGUAGUUGCUGGUGUUGGCGGCAGCUGAAGAGGUUAUUUUUUGAGUUUCCUGUCCCUAAGGCAAAACAGAAAGUAAUAAUUUACUGAAAUCUUACGUCAUGUCUGCAAUUACUGAAACAGAUAACAGAUAAAGACAUAAGGCUGUGAAAGAGUGAGUCAUGCAGUCAAAACAGACGACCCAGUCAGGCUCAGAUAAUAGAAAAUAAUAUAAUAAAAUAACACUUUUGCAAAUCUAUAUAACAGUGUAAACGGAAGAUGAUCGAAAGAAAGAAAGAAAGAAAGAGAGAACACGAGUAAACGGGUGUCUACAUUUAAUGAAGGCGAAUCAACAAGCGGUUUAAACAAUUAAUUUAACAAUUUAAAGUUUUAACAAUUUAAAUUUACAUGUAUUAAUGUCCUAGUUGUAAUCUUUGCAUUAAUAUGCAUGAAACGAUAGUGUAUAAAUAUCCAGCUGUAUGCAAAUAUUCGACACAUUUUCUGUUUGUAUUCAUUUUAUUUACCAGCUGUGGCUGGUCAUUUUAAUUCUGGGCAACCGAAUGCCAGAUAGAAAGUCACAAUACGAAAGAGCACAACUGUUUUAAAAUACCAACGUUCACAACGUCGACUAGAAUAGAAACCACCAUUACUGGUCACUUUAGACAGCCAGCCUCUACACAGAACGAAGUUAAGGACAGAACUCAAAAUGAAUACUAAAGGCAGACAACAUAACCAGUGGGCUAUUUAAAAGCGUAUUCAAUUAAUAGCAACUUAUUAUUAUUAUAUUAUUAUUAUUAUUAUAUUAUUAUUAUUAUUGUUAAUGAUGAUGAUGACGAUGACAUUGUUUUGUUACCGCAUGCUUCUGUUUUAAUGGCUCAGGAGUGGCAAUGGGUAGAGACGACGUUGUAACCGUUCUUUGAAAUUAGCAUUGGCCUGUAAUAACAGUAAAUGCGUUAGCCACCAGACCACAGCUUUCUAAUGUCAACAGAAGAUGAAGGGGAGCAAGAGGAAAAAAUUCAAGAAAACGCGUUAACCGAGAGGGACUUGGCAGAUCUUAAGUCUUCUUUGGUGAAUGAAUCUGAGAUCAGCCAGAAUGCCGGCAGUGUAGCGGACCCUGGGGCAAUCCGGCGUGCACAUGCAGAAGAAGAGAGAGCCUACACAGACAAACUUGCCAGGGACCAGCUGGAAGACCUGUCAAAACGUCAAGAUGGGGGAAUGUAUAAAGGACCUGCAUAUUCUGGAUAUCCAUUCCUGAUGCUGCCUGAUCCAUACCUUCAGAAUGGACCUAUGUCUCCAUCAUCCAACAAAGUGUCCGUGGUGCAGCAGUCCCAUGGGAUGCACCCGCUCACCUCCCUCCUCCCCUACAGCAAUGAUCACUUCAACCCAAACUCACCGCAUCUACCUGCAGACAUGAGCCAGAAGCCAGGCGUUCACAGACCCCAGUCCCAAGACCUCUCGGGAUUCUAUUCCCUCCCUCCAGGUGGUGUAGGACAGAUCACCCCUCCCAUGGGAUGGCAAAGUCAGCCUGUUUAUCCGAUCACUCCCUGCGGAUUCAGGCAGCCGUACUCCUCAGGGCUCCCUGCCGGCUCCUCCUUCUCCAGGUUUCCUCACUCACUGAUGCUGGGUCCUCCAGGCAUGCACUCUACAGGGAUCCCUCACCCAGCAAUAGUGCCCCCUUCAGGCAAACAUGAGCAUGACCAGUAUGACAGAAACAUGUAUGUGAAGCAACAUCAGGAGCCAAAGAGGGAGAAGGAGCCCAAGAAGCCGGUGAUCAAGAAGCCCCUGAAUGCGUUCAUGCUGUACAUGAAGGAGAUGCGUGCCAAGGUGAUCGCAGAGUGCACCCUGAAGGAGAGCGCCGCUAUCAACCAGAUCUUGGGGAGAAGGUGGCAUGCCCUUACCAGAGAAGAACAAGCCAAAUACUAUGAGCUGGCCAGGAAAGAAAGGCAGCUGCACAUGCAGCUGUACCCAAGCUGGUCAGCCAGAGACAACUAUGAAACGAACCUUAAAGGGGGAUCGGGGGAAAAGAAUAAAGCAGAUUGGGGCAAGAAGAAAAGACGAAAAAGAGAGAAACAGCCAGACUCCAACUUAGACCCUGGCUCUCCUAAGAAAUGCCGAGCUCGCUUCGGCCUCAAUCAACAAACAGACUGGUGUGGCCCCUGCAGGAGGAAAAAGAAGUGCAUUCGCUACCUUCAAAGAGGAGGGUGCACCAGCCCCGAUUCUUCCGAUGGAAGUGCUAUAGACUCUCCCCUCUCUCCCACUGAAGCCCACCCUCAUCUACAUCAAACUCCAGAAGACCUUGCUGGCACCUCAGACUCAUUCCUAAGAGAACAGAUCCCCUUCGACCUUUCAGCUAACACCAAGCCCACUGGACUGUCAGUACCUAGUUCACUGGACACGCGACAUCGCCUGCCAACGACGCGCCAGCCUUCAUCGUCAUCAUCAGUGUACAGUGCCACUAUCACACAAACAUAGUGUUGCAUACGAGAAUAUAAAAACUGAUGCAUUAAAAAAAAAAAAACAAUGAGACUUGCAGGGUAUUGAAAAUACCUUUCACCAGCAUUUUACUGUGACAGGAGGAACAAGAAAACCAGCAACUGCUCAAAGUGUAUUCUGCUUUCUUUAACUUUGUUUUGCCCUUGAUGCCAAGGAAAUGAUGCUUGCUCUAACCAUUUCUGGAGCUGUAAGUUUGAUGUCACUGUGUAUUACUUGUUAAAAUGAUAAAACACACCACAUUUUGGAAUAAAUCUACAAUCUGCCACUCUGGAAGACAGCUGAGAACAACGUAAUUUCAUACUGGCAUGUUGCAUGAAUUGCAGUAGCUAUGUUUUUGUCUACUACUUGUGCAAUCCUGUUAAAAACUGCUAUUCGUUUCUAAAAUGUUUAGUGUAAUUUAAAAGGGGCCUGCCUGUUAACAUAUGCAUGUCAGUUAGAAACAUGCAGGUUCCUUCUGAAGAAAUUGGCAAAUCCAACCUCAACUGGAUUCAGUUGCGAUUUCCAAAGAUUCUUUUUUCAAACAUAUCAGACGGGUGUUUUUUUUUUUUUUUUUUUUUUUUUUUUUUUUUUAACAAAGUACGAAAUUGUACAGUUUGUACUCUGCCACAUUUCUGAAAUUCUAUGAAGUAGGGUAAGGAUUUUAUGUAGAAGAUAUUGGGUCACUGCUGAUUUUGGUAAUAUCAAUUUUAAAGCACAUUGUACUGCAUUUUGCAGUAUUACAAAAUUGAUUUGUUAAUGUAACCAAGUCAAUUGAUUUUUUUUUGUUUUUGGUGCAAAGGCACUUACAUGACUCAAGGAGGGUUGAAGAGCUUAUGAAAUGCGCAAAGGUAAAGGAAAGCAGCUCUAUAAAUUUAACAUAUUUCUGAAAAUUUAAAAAAAUCAGGGAAGCCCAAGUGGAUUAUUCAGGAGCUAAAAGUAAUAUCAAUAUCACUCUGCAGUCCUAGCCUGAAAGUAUAGUUUAUAUAAAAAAUGCUCUAAGGUCAGAAAAGUACUGUAGACAGAAGUCAAACUAGUGUGUGUUUUCUGCAGUCUUACUUUCAGUUAUUAGUUAGAAACAUGGUAAUUGUUACUCAGUUUAUGGUGUGAAAUUGUGCACUACAUUUGCUGGCGUUUUGUGGUUGUGGAUAAAAAUGAUCUCCAAAGUGACAUCCAUUAUUAGAUACAAUUUUCAGCAGUGCUUCAGUAAAACUGAAGCUUGUAAAAAAGAUCAAAAGAUCUCUCAAAGAAUAACCAAAUGGGUACUGUAUAUCUUAUGUGGACCUCGGUCAAAAUUUGACCCUAUUGAUGCUUUAAAUGUUUAACACUUUUAUAUGUAAUUGUUUUUUUU